Molecule: messenger RNA, 1314 nt
Organism: Sclerotinia borealis F-4128
Lineage: Eukaryota; Fungi; Ascomycota; Leotiomycetes; Helotiales; Sclerotiniaceae
Source: the annotation of a GenBank genome assembly
AUGCGAUUUUCACUCCUCCUUUUGGCAUCAACGCUGACUGCUUCUGUCGUUUCAGCUCAGAAGUAUGUAUUUGCACAUGUUGUGAUGGGCAAUACUGCUCAUCAUACUGCCGACAACUGGGCAACCGAUAUAAAAACUGCUCAGGCUGCAGGUAUCGACGCUUUUGCACUCAACAUUGCUACUGGUGAUACCAAUAUCCCAACACAAGUCGCCAAUGCUUUCAAAGCUGCCACAACACUCGGCAAUAGCUUCAAAUUGUUCUUCUCUUUCGAUUAUCUUGGUGGAAGUGGAGCCUGGCCUGCUACGGGUGCGUCUUCAGUCGUAUCAUAUCUUAAUCAAUAUGGAGUAAGCCCUGCCUACUUUAAGUACAAUGGUCAGAUUUUCGUAUCAACCUUCGAAGGUGUGAAUAAUGCUGGCGAUUGGAUACCUGGUGGAGCUAUUCGAAGCGCUGUUCAAGGUACUGCUGGCUCUAUCUAUUUUGUACCUGAUUAUACGAGCCUGGGCCCUGCCGGAUUCACUGCACAGCUCAACAAUGUUCAAGGUGCUUUCAGCUGGGAUAUGUGGCCAGCCGGACCCGUGAAUAUGACGACUACAAACGACCUCGCCUGGCAAAAGACUUUGGGCAGCAAAGCUUAUAUGAUGGGUGUCUCUCCUUGGUUCUUCCACAGCGAUGCAAAUCCCAUUGCAUGGAUGUGGAGGGGUGAUGAUCUAUGGGCUGAGCGCUGGCAACAAGUUCUCCAUGUUCAACCUCAAUUCGUUGAAAUCGUCACCUGGAACGACUGGGGUGAAUCUUCCUACAUCGGUCCCUUGCUUUCUCACGACGAAGUUCCCGCCAAUUCCCUCAAAUACGUCCAAAACAUGCCUCACUCUAACCUCCUCACCCUCCUCCCCUACUAUAUUUCCCAGUACAAAGGCACUAAAUCCAACACCACCACCGACUCCAUGCAAUACUGGUACCGCACCUCCCCCGCCUCAGCUGGAACGAUCGGUGGCGUCCUCGGCAAUAAUCCCACCCACGGCCAAAAGGAAUAUAGUCCCAACACUCUCUGUCAAGAUAAGGUAUUCUUCACCGCACUGUUGCGAUCAGCCGCCGAUGUACAAGUGCAAAUUGGCAGUUCGCCAGUGACAAGUUAUACUGGCGCAGCAGGAUUAAACCAUUGGAGUCAACCGUUCAAUGGCCAAACGGGGAAUGUAACAUUCAGUAUAGUGAGGAGCGGAAAUACGGUGAAGAGUGAGAUUGGGACUGCGAUUACGGCGAAGAGUUCAGUGUUGGGCGGGUUCACGAAUUAUAAUUCUUGGGUUGGAGGGUUUUAA